AUGUCCAGUUUAAGCGCUGUGGCCGCCAUUAAACUGGAUUACUGGGAUGGUCGACCAGUACUGCCCACCGACAAUGACUUUCAGGAGUUGAGAGGGGAGGUACACUUUGCGGACACUGUCGAUAAGGUGGCUUUGAUCCAAGCCAGGUUGAAGUUGAAGGAUGCGUGGAUUUGGACAAUGAACAUCGUUAUUCAUGAGGGGAGUGAAGCGGUUUCAGAGCAGUGGUUAUCGGAAGUACCGUUUGCAGCCGAUAAUGUGAUGGGAGCCUGGAUAAACGGAGCAAAGGAGAACAAAGUUUAUUGGCUCCUGAAACACAAAAUUCCGUGCUUCAUCAUCCAUGAAGUCCCAACGCGCGACAUGUACCUUCAUUUUGAAGAUCACAAGAAUCCGGACUUCGUAGCUCAGACAGAUGCCCAGUAUUUGGUGCAAGAGCAUAACGGCUUCGACAACCUGGCUUACAGACAUAAGGCUUUAAUCAACGCUAUAGCAGGUCAAGAAGGGUUACCUCGAGCAUUGCCAGACUUGUCAGAGGAGGAGCGGUCGGGGUCGGAUCCGCGAAAUCAAGGAUGGGAUGGAGUCAAGCAUAGACUGCUGGAAGAGACACCAGAGGUAGUGAUGAAGCAGUGUCGACCCCCAGCCUCGGACCGUUCAAAUCCGUCAACACAGCUACCGCCGAAGUCCAGCUCAAUUGCGAGUAUCCCAGAUCCAGAAGUCCGUUCGCUGGCUCGAGAACAAGUGGAAUGGAUAGUGCCCCCACCAGUAAUGGCUGUCACUCCAGGACGAUGGACGUUUUGGAAAGAAGAGGAUCUAGAUAGGAACACCUCAUGUUUCUGCCCAGUAUCUUCGAGGCCAGAAGACUGCGAACAAGUGUAUUACGACCGCGUUAAAAGAAGGGAACUAUUCACCAUUGAAAACCUCGAGGUACUCCCUGGCGCAAUUUCAGAUGUGAAAUUAUUCGGUUUUCCUGCGCCAGAGGCCCGAUUCGUGGAAUUGAAGGAGGGAAACGAAGGUCCUGUAAUCAUAAAUGAGUAUGACGUGUCUCAUUGGUUGUAUUUGAGUGCCAACGCGAAGAAGGGCACAGUAGGUCAAAGAGCAUCUACCCCACCUCCUACGGCUUUGCCCUUACGAUCUACUCUCCUCAAAAGCGGCAAUAAUGCACCGUCUCAAACCACAAAAUCCACUCCACCACGGCCUGCUCCUUCCCCUCCCCAGUCCCUUGCUGCUCCAAUGAACAUAGCUCCUCCCCAGAAGCCCGUCCCUACGGAACCUCGCGCUCAUCGCCAACGGAUCAGCCCGAUUCCUUCAGAGUCCACAGUACUAAGCGGGGAAAGUGCAUUAGGUCACAUUUCGCAACUUAAGAAAGCGAGGAGUAUCGGGCCCCAUCCUGAUUUGGCCAAAGGCUUACCAGUACCCGCUACUCCAUUACCUCCAUCUUCAUCGUCCGCACUCACUUCAUCUGGGACUCCGUUACCAAACACGUCGUCGUCCGCGAGCGUUAGUGUGAACACUCUUACAAACCAUUCCGCCGACUCUCGUUUCUUAUGUUUUGAGGGACUGCCUUUCGAAUGGGAGGAGUGUCUUGCGUGGUUUUAUGGGAUGGCUGUUUCGUCUCACUUUGUUUGGAUCAACCAGAUAUACAGGACGGUUUCUGAUUCUCGCCCCCUUAUUUGGUUGGAUAUGAAAUCUAACGAAGACACUUGUAUGAUGCGGGGCUUCUUAACUCAUCAAACCACGGAAAGGGACGAGAACGCGUUAGUAAUCAGUCAUUUCGUCUCAGAAGCCACUUUCGAGGAAGCUGUACAAUGCCACACCCAUAAGUGGGAACGACCCCCCGCUGCACCUCAGACGAUAGUGGAUGAUCCCAUGGAAGGGCCCUCACAGCCAGCUCCCUUGGAAAUGUGGCUCACCUCUCUGGCACGAUUGUCCCCGGCGCCCGACGUUACUCUUCUACAUCGAGCUGGGGUCACACUGGAAGAUUGUUUACUUCGUCUGUACAUAACGCGGGAACCCUAUACUAGGGUUCUCUAUCAUCUUGCCAUUAUACUAUUAUGUCUAUCGACUGACCCUUGCAUCAUGCGAGCCCUCGAGCUUGCCACCUUCAUCAACAUGUCAAGCCGGCUGAGCAUCCUGUCAUCUGCUCAUUCACACGGAUGUAUGGGUUAUUUCAUUACUGAUCUCAUUGGCAAUUUCAUUUAG
Molecule: messenger RNA, 2196 nt
Organism: Laccaria bicolor S238N-H82
Lineage: Eukaryota; Fungi; Basidiomycota; Agaricomycetes; Agaricales; Hydnangiaceae
Exons: 4
Coding region: 1-2196 (731 amino acids)
Source: RefSeq, a predicted model, not a curated record